AUGGCUUAUAAGAGCAACUCAUUUUUUAUUCUCUCUGUUGUCUUCUUCUUAUGCCUAUCAUGGAGUACAAAUACGGGAGAAGCUCGACAGCCCUUCGCAUGCGACCCGCAAAACCCGCUCACAAAGAGCUUGAAGUUUUGUAGUGCAUCGCUUCCCAUACAAAAAAGAGUGGAUGACUUAAUCGGACGAUUAACGUUGGAGGAAAAGAUCAAGCUGCUGGUGGAUAAUGCAACAGCUGUGCCACGGCUCGGCAUUCAAAGCUAUGAGUGGUGGUCUGAGGCUCUCCAUGGUGUCUCGAAUGUGGGUCCCGGAACUAACUUUGGUGGGGACUUCCCUGGGGCAACUAGCUUCCCUCAAGUCAUCACCACCGCUGCUUCAUUCAAUGAGUCAUUGUGGGAGCAAAUCGGACAGGUUGUGUCUGAUGAAGCAAGAGCAAUGUACAAUGGAGGAGCGGCUGGUCUAACAUACUGGAGCCCAAAUGUGAAUGUACUUCGUGACCCUCGUUGGGGGAGAUGCCAAGAGACUCCCGGUGAAGACCCUUUCUUGUCGGCCAAAUAUGCUGCUAGAUAUGUCAUGGGACUCCAAGGUAAUGCAGAGGGAGAUCGUCUCAAGGUUGCUGCAUGUUGCAAACAUUACACUGCAUACGAUCUUGAUAAUUGGAAUGGCAUUGACCGCUACCAUUUCAAUGCCAGGGUUAGCAAGCAGGAUCUAGAGGAAACAUAUAAUGUACCAUUCAAAGGUUGUGUGGGGGAAGGGAAAGUUGCGAGUGUAAUGUGCUCAUAUAAUCAGGUGAAUGGAAAGCCCACCUGUGCUGAUCCUGAUCUCCUUAAGAACACAAUUCGUGGUGAAUGGCAGCUCAAUGGGUAUAUUGUCUCGGAUUGUGAUUCCGUAGAUGUCCUAUAUAAGUAUCAAAACUAUACUAGAACACCACAAGAAGCAGCUGCAGUAUCUAUUAAAGCAGGUCUAGAUUUGGACUGCGGGGUAUUUUUAUCAGACCAUACAGAAGAGGCUGUAAAAGCAGGACUGGUAAGUGAGAAUGACUUGAACAAUGCCUUGGUUAACACAAUCAGUGUCCAGAUGAGACUGGGAAUGUUUGAUGGUGAACCAUCAGCACAUCCAUUCGGCAAUUUAGGUCCUAAAGACGUUUGCACGAAAGACCAUCAACAACUAGCUCUUGAGGCAGCCCGUCAAGGAAUUGUUCUGCUUAAAAAUCGUCGAAAGACCCUUCCACUCUCCAGACGUCAAAAAACUGUAGCUGUCAUUGGGCCCAAUUCUAAUGUCACUGAUACCAUGAUAGGAAACUAUGCUGGUGUUCCAUGUGGUUACAUCACACCUUUACAAGGCAUUCAAAAGUACAGUCAGACCAUCCACCAACCAGGAUGCACCAAUGUUGCUUGCAAUGAUGAUCAACAGUUCGAACUAGCAGAGGCUGCAGCUCGACAGGCUGAUGCCACAGUACUAGUAAUGGGGCUUGACCUGUCCAUUGAAGCAGAGUCUAGGGAUAGAACAGGUUUGCUUUUACCAGGAGACCAACAAGAGCUUGUAUAUAGAGUGUCCAGGGCUUCCAAAGGCCCAACCAUAUUGGUUUUGAUGUCUGGUGGUCCAAUUGAUGUGUCAUUUGCCAAGAAAGAUAAACAUAUCGAUGCAAUUCUUUGGGUUGGAUAUCCUGGUCAAGCUGGUGGAGCUGCCAUUGCUGAUGUUCUCUUUGGAACUACCAAUCCAGGAGGAAAGCUUCCAAUGACAUGGUACCCAGAGAGCUACCUAGCCAAGGUACCAAUGACUAAUAUGCAAAUGAGAGCAAACCCAAAAAGAGGCUACCCAGGCAGAACUUACCGAUUCUAUAAAGGUCCUGUUGUUUUCCCUUUCGGCUAUGGGUUGAGUUUUACCACUUUUGACACGAAACUAGUCCAAGCUCCAUCUCAGCUUUCCCUGCCCAUUUCUGCCACACUAACCGACUCAACCACUUUAAGCACUACCUAUGCCCUAAGUCUCACCCACACCAACUGCAAUUCACUUUCAUUGCCACUCCAUAUCGAUGUCAAGAACAAUGGAACCGUAGAUGGGACACACACCCUUCUUGUCUUCUCCACCCCACCUGCCGGAACAUGGUCGGCCAACAAGCAUUUGGUGGGUUUCCAGAAGGUUCAUGUUGCUGUUGGGUCUGUGCAAAGGGUUACGGUGGAUGUUGAUGUGUGCAAACACCUUAGUGUUGUCGACAAGUCUGGGGUUCGAACAAUUCCAUUGGGUGAACAUCAAAUUCAUAUCGGAGGAGAUGGAGUUGGAGAUCUCAAGCAUUCGAUCUCUUUGCAUGCGGGUUCAACAAAUAUUAAGUCUUAG
Molecule: messenger RNA, 2337 nt
Organism: Ziziphus jujuba (common jujube)
Lineage: Eukaryota; Viridiplantae; Streptophyta; Magnoliopsida; Rosales; Rhamnaceae
Product: beta-D-xylosidase 1
Exons: 7
Coding region: 1-2337 (778 amino acids)
Biological process (GO): xylan catabolic process; arabinan catabolic process
Cellular component (GO): plant-type cell wall
Molecular function (GO): alpha-L-arabinofuranosidase activity; xylan 1,4-beta-xylosidase activity
Source: RefSeq, a predicted model, not a curated record